This is a messenger RNA of Entrophospora sp. SA101, 1953 nucleotides long. The record is from the annotation of a GenBank genome assembly. NCBI's taxonomy places the organism in Eukaryota, Fungi, Glomeromycota, Glomeromycetes, Entrophosporales, Entrophosporaceae.
AUGGAUCCAGAUCAAGUCCCAAAUCUUUAUAAACAACAACGUGGACCUCCUAAGAUCAAAAAUAAAAAUCCAGCUCCAAUUCAAAUUACUGCUGAACAAAUUCUUCGAGAAGCUAAAGAACGUCAAGAAUCUGCAAAAAAAGCUCCUCGGCAAAAAAUCUCAGAUUUAGAAGAGCUAUCCGAGUAUCGUUUACGUAAAAGAAAAGAAUUUGAAGAUGCUAUAAGAAGAAACAGAUUAAAUGUUGGUAGCUGGUUAAAAUAUGCAGCAUGGGAAGAAAGUCAAAAAGAAUUAAAUAGAGCAAGAUCUGUAUAUGAAAGAGCAUUAGAUGUUGAAUCAAGAAAUGUCACUUUAUACAUUAAAUAUACUGAAAUGGAAAUGAAAAAUCGUAAUAUCAACCAUGCCAGAAAUUUAUUUGAUCGUGCUGUAACAUUAUUACCAAGGGUUGAUCAAUUCUGGUACAGAUACACUUAUAUGGAAGAGAUGUUGGGUAAUGUUGCAGGCGCAAGACAGAUUUUUGAACGUUGGAUGCAAUGGGAACCAGAUGAAUCAGCAUGGAAUUCUUAUAUAAAAAUGGAAAAAAGGUAUGGCGAAAUUGAUAGAGCUAGAGCAAUAUAUGAAAGAUUUGUGAGUGUACAUCCUGAACCUAAAAAUUGGUUAAAAUGGGUUAAAUUUGAGGAAGGUCAAAAUAAUUUAGAAAGGUGUAGAGAAAUUUUCAGUCAUGCUAUUGAAAUUUUGGGAGAAGAUCAAAUGGAUCAAAAGAUUUUUAUUGCAUUUGCAAAAUUUGAAACAAGGUCUAAAUCUGAAUCACUUUAUAAUGCAUACACACAAUUUGAAAAACAAUAUGGCGAUAAAGAAAGCAUUGAAGAUGUUGUAGUAGGAAAAAGAAGAGUCCAAUACGAUGAUGAAUUAGCAAAAAAUCCUAAAAAUUAUGAUGUAUGGUUUGAUUAUGCAAAAUUAGAAGAAAAUUCUGGCAAUGAGGAAAGAGUACGUGAAAUUUAUGAACGUGCAAUAGUUGAAGUACCACCAACUGAUGAAAAAAGGUUUUGGCGUCGUUAUAUAUAUUUAUGGAUAAAUUAUGCAUUAUAUGAAGAACUUGUAACUAAAGAUUAUGAUAGAACACGACAAAUUUAUCAGGCAUGUCUAAAAUUAAUACCUCAUAAACGAUUUACAUUUGCAAAAAUAUGGUUGCUUUAUGCGCAAUUUGAAAUACGACGUUUAGAAUUAAAGGCUGCAAGAAAAACUUUGGGUACUGCAAUUGGGAUGUGCCCAAAAGAUAGGCUUUUUAAAGGAUAUAUUGAAUUGGAAUUACAGUUACGAGAAUUUGAUCGUUGUCGUACUCUAUAUUAUAAAUAUUUGGAAUAUAACCCAGCAAACUGUUAUGCAUGGAUUAAAUUUGCAGAAUUAGAAAAAAUGUUGGGUGAUUAUGAUCGAUGUCGUGGUAUUUUUGAAUUGGCAGUCGAUCAACCAAUAAUAGAUAUGCCAGAACUUUUAUGGAAGGCAUAUAUUGAUUUUGAAUUUUCAGAACAAGAAUUUGAUAAGACAAGACAAUUGUAUGAACGUUUGUUAGAGAAGACAGGUCACGUUAAAGUGUGGAUUAGUUUUGCACAAUUUGAAUUGUAUGCUGAAGAAGGAGGAAAUAAAGAGGUUUCUGUAGAAAAAGCUCGUAAAGUGUUUGAAAGAGCUUAUAAUAGUAUAAAAGAAAGAGAUUUAAAAGAAGAGCGAGUUCUUUUAUUAGAAUCUUGGAAAGAUUUUGAAAGUAAUCAUGGUACUGAAGAUAGUUUAUCGGUUGUUGAAGGAAAAAUGCCUAAAGUUGUUAAGAAAAGACGCAAAUUGGAUGACGCUGAGGGUCACACUGGUGGUGUUUCAUGGGAAGAAUAUUUUGAUUAUAUAUUUCCUGAUGAUCAAACUCAAAAACCAAACUUUAAAUUAUCAGCUACAGCUCAUGCUUGCUGA